This is a messenger RNA of Ichthyophthirius multifiliis, 3762 nucleotides long. RefSeq names its product protein kinase domain protein. The record is from RefSeq and is a predicted model, not a curated record. Gene Ontology annotation, cellular component: chromosome passenger complex; spindle microtubule; spindle pole centrosome. NCBI's taxonomy places the organism in Eukaryota, Ciliophora, Oligohymenophorea, Hymenostomatida. Gene Ontology annotation, biological process: regulation of cytokinesis; protein phosphorylation; mitotic spindle organization. Gene Ontology annotation, molecular function: ATP binding; protein kinase activity. The transcript is spliced from 5 exons.
AUGUUUAAAUGCAAUUAUAGUAAAUGUAUUUAUUCAAAUGAUAAAAAAGUUGCCUAAAAUACAAAUUUAAUAUUUUAACCAUGCUAAGAAUGUUAAGAAGUAUUUUAUUGUUCACAAGAAUGUAAACAAAAAGAUUUGCCAACACAUUAAUGUAAUGAAAAAAGUCAAAUAUAUAGCAAAUAUCCUGGUCCUUAAAAUAUUACAGAUAAUUCAACAAUUUCAAAUUUAGAAGAUUCAUCAAUAAGUUCUAGUUCAAUAUCAAAAAAAAACGCAAAAACAUUGGAAGACUUUGAAUUUAUAAAUAAACCGAAAAAAGACACAGGAGAUUUAGGUAAAGGUGCUUUUGGUGAAGUAAAAUUAGCAAAAGAAAUAAAAACAGGUCGCUUAGUAGCCAUUAAACAAAUAAACAAAAAAGUACUUUUAUAAUAUUCAACAGUUGAUCAUUUAAAAAGAGAAAUUCGUUUAUAAAGAAAGCUAAACCAUAUCCAUGUAUUAAAACUAUUCGAUAAAUUCGAGGACAAUCAAAAUGUAUAUUUAUCCCUUGAAUAUGCUGAAAACGGUUCUUUAUUCCAAUAUUUAAAAAAGAAGAAGAAAUUAUCAGAAAAAGAGUCAUUCAUAUAUUUUUUUUAAACAUGUUUAGCAUUAGAUUAUUUACAUAAAAAAGACAUUAUCCAUAGAGACUUGAAACCAGAAAAUCUACUUCUUGACAAAAACGGAAAUAUUAAGCUUUGUGACUUUGGCUGGAGUACAGAAUUUAGUGGAAAUAGAGAAACAUUUUGUGGUACUUUAGAUUAUAUGAGUCCCGAAUCUUUAUAAUAUUAAAAACAUGAUAAAGCAGUAGAUAUUUGGUCUGUAGGAAUUCUUCUUUUCGAACUUAUUCAUGGAUUCGCCCCUUUUUCUAAAAAAGGUACUAGUAGAGAAAAAAUGCUUGAAGAAAUAAACAAUGCAAGUAUCAACGGAAUUAUUUUCAAUCCAGAUAUUUCUUAAGAAGUUAAAAAUCUCAUUGUAAUGAUUCUUAAUGUUAAUUCUUUAAAGCGACCUUCUUUUGAAAAAAUACUUUCACAUACUUGGGUUUAGGAAUAUGGAAAAGUAUUCAAUAUCGAUGUAUUAGCUUAAAUGUAUAAAAAAAAAGAACUCAUUUAGUAAUAAUAAUAAAUAUAAUAAUAGUAAAUAGUAUCUCCUAUUAAUCAAGAUAUAAGAAAAAAACCUUCUUUUUAAAACUUAUUAGUUAAUCAAUAGGAAAAUGUAUAAAAAAAGGAUGUUUCUCAAGAUCAAAAAAAGCCAUCAUUUAAAUAAUUGCUUUAAAAUCCAAUCGAAAAACCUCCAUCUAGAAGUUUAACUCCCACUCAAAAAAAGAUUUUUGAUAAUAAAAAUCAAUAAUUAGAAAAUAGGUCAAUGACCCCUACACCUCAUUCCACUUUAUUUUAAGAAGUAGUUAAAAAUAAACAAUAAUAAUAACCAGAUUAUAACAAUACUUCAGUUUCUAAUAAUAAUACUUCAAAUAUUAAUAAUAUUUCUAAUAAUAAUAAUAAUAUUUCUAAUUAUAAUGAUUUAGUAAAUAAAUAUUCCAAAAGUAAAAGUCCUUAGCCUAAAAAUGAUGAUAAAUAAAUUAUUGUUGAUAAAUAUAAAAGACCAAGCUUCAAUUCUACUAAUUAAUAAAAUUAAGAGUAAUCUCCAAACUUAACUUAAUAAUAAAGAGACUUGAGCAUUAGUACAAUACCAAAUGAAUAAUCAAUGAUAUCUUAAAUAUCAGCAUUUUAAGCAGCUAAAUAUAAAUAAAAAGAAACAAAUUUCGAAGAAUUUUAACAUGCUAACUAAUAAUUCAUUUCCACUUUAUUAGAAAAAUAAAACUUAGAAUAUAAAAAACAAGUAAAAUAAAUAGAAAACGAAUUAGAUUAAUUAAGAAAUGAUAAUGAAUAAUUACGAGAAAAUUCUUAAAUUUACACAAUAGAGCAAAAAGAAUAAAACUUUUAAUAUGAAAGUCAUUUAAAAAAUCAAAUAAAGUAAAUACAAGAAUAAUAUUUAGUUUAACAAAAUGAACUGAAAUAAAUAGAAAAAGAACAAUAAAAAAAAUACAAAAAUCUAAGUGAAGAAUACUAAAAAUAAUAAAAUCAAAUUUUAAAAUAAUAAUAAUAACUACAAUAGGAAUACAGAAGGCUAGAAAAUCAGCAAAAUGAAUAUUAAUAAAAAUGGGAACUUUAAUUAGAAGAAUAAAGAUUAAAAUUAUAAGCAGAAUAUGAAAAAAAAUAAAAGCAAGUAUAAAAAGAAUAAGAAAAAAAGAAUUAAGAAUUAGAAAAUAAAUACAGAGAUAAUAAUAAUAGUAAAUUUGAUUAAUCUUAUAUCAAUAUGUAAGUAGAAACUGAUUAAAAAAUUAAUUAAAUGCAAUAAGAUUAUAACGAAAAUCUUGUUUUGUUGGAACAAAGGUAAGAAGAGUUUAUUAAAGAACAAAAAAGAAUUAAAAACGAACAAAAAGAAAUGCAAGAAAAACUUAAAAUAUAAAUAGAAGAAAGAAGUCUUUAAAUCUAAGACGAAUAUGCAAAAAAAUAUGUCCAAAUUAAAACUGAGUUAGAAAAGAAAUAUGCAGCUUUGGAAGAAAAAUUGAAAGAAAAAGAACAAAAUAAACGAAAUGCAAUUGCAAAUUAAUACAAAGAUAUGUACGAAGAAUAAAAAUCUUAUUUUAACGAAUAGCAUAAAUAAUUAGAAUAAUCUUAUAUCAAAAUGGAAAAAGAAUAAGUUAAUAAAACUAACAAAAUGUAAUAGGAAUAUGAAAAAAAAUACAAGCAAUUAGAAAACGAUUAAAAAUAAUUACUUUAGUAAUUUCAAAAACUCGAAAAUUAACAAAAAGAAUAAUAAAAAUAAUUAGAAAUUGCUUUAGAAAAACGAAAUGAAUAGCUUUAGGAUGAGUAUCAUAAAUAAAAAACAUAAAUAAAAAAGGAGUUCGAAGAAAAAAUCAAAUAAAUGAAUAAAAAUGACAACAAUAAUAAAAAAAAAGGUGAAAAAGAUGAAGAUAAUAAUUAAUUAUAUGAAAACACAUAAAAUGAAUAUAAAUAUAAAAUUAAUGAAAUUGAAUUAGAUUUUCAAAAAAAGUAAUAAGAAAUUGUAAACCAAUAAAACUCAUUAAAAAAAUAAUAAAUUAAAUAUUAAUAAUAACAAUAAGAAUAUAUGAAAAAUUGGUAAGAAUAAAUUGAAGAAAAUUAACUGAAAAUUCAAGAAGAAUAUUUAAAUUAAUAGAGAGAAAUUCGAAAAGAAUUCGAAAAAAGACAAAAAGAAUUCGAAGAAAGAUUAAAAGAAAGAAAUUCGUUAAAAAGGUAAACUUAUUUAAAUUUUAUUUAAAUAAUUUUUUUUUUUAUUAAAAAAAAAAAAAGAAAUGAAUUUGAAGAAAUUUUAAGAUAAAAAAAUUAAUAAUAUGAAGAAUUAUAUGAAUAUAAAAACAUAUAAGAGGAAUAAUUUAAAAAAUUGGAAAUAUCUUAGAAUGCUUUGGAAAAAGAGCAUAAGGAAAAGUUCAAGUAAUUGUAAGAAAUUAACAAAAAGCAUAACUUUAUUGAAUAAAAUUAGUAAGAAAUACUUUAAAAAUACGAAAUUUUGGAAGAAUUCAGUAAAUAAUAAAGAGAAUCCGUAAAAAAGAAUAUAGAAUAAACAAUUUAAUAAGUAUAAAAAAACUAUGAAGAUUAAAUCAAAAACUUAAUGAAGGAAAUGAAAAAAUAGUAAAAUGAGUUUGAAUAAAAUUACAAAUAAAAAAAAAACUAUUUAUUCAGAUCUUGA